Molecule: messenger RNA, 2797 nt
Organism: Ahaetulla prasina
Lineage: Eukaryota; Metazoa; Chordata; Lepidosauria; Squamata; Colubridae
Gene: TSPAN33
Product: tetraspanin 33
Exons: 8
Coding region: 136-957 (273 amino acids)
Cellular component (GO): membrane
Source: RefSeq, a predicted model, not a curated record
GCGAGUGGGGAGGGAUGCACCUUAAGAGACUAAAGAUCGGUGCGAGCCGGGGUCCGGUGCUGGCUGGACCGGACUGGUUGGCUGGGCGGAAGCUGGAUUUGCUUGCACCCGGGGCCGCUGGAAAGCCACGGAUAUAUGGCCCUUCCCGGGGAGCCUGGGGUCAACCCCCUGGUCAAGUACCUGCUCUUCUUUUUCAACCUGCUUUUCUGGGUGAUUUCCGUGGUGUUGGUGGCUGUCGGGAUCUAUGCGCGUCUGUUCAAGCAUGGAGAAGCAGCCGUGGCUUGUCUUGCUGUGGAUCCAGCCGUCUUGCUCGUGGUCAUUGGGGUCCUGAUGUUCUUCAUCACUUUCUGUGGCUGCGUGGGCUCCCUGCGGGAGAACAUCCCUUUGCUGCUGAUGUUCUCCUUCUGUUUGGCCCUCCUCUUCCUGUUACAGCUGGCUGCGGGCAUUCUCGGAUUCGUCUUCUCAGACAAGGUGCGAGAGAAGAUGAGUGACAUGGUCAACAACGCCAUUGUGCACUACCGAGAUGACUUGGAUCUCCAGAACCUGAUCGAUUUUGCUCAGAAGGAGUUUGGCUGCUGUGGGGGCGUCUCCUACAGAGACUGGUCCCAAAACAUGUACUUCAAUUGCACACCCCAAAAUCCCAGCCGGGAAUUUUGCUCGGUGCCUUAUUCCUGUUGCCGGCAACCGAAAGACCAGUUGGUCAUCAACACCAUGUGCGGUAAAGGAGUGCAGACCCUCAGCUACCCCGUAGCCGGUGAAGUCAUUCACACCAACGGCUGCAUCGAUCGGCUGGUGGAUUGGAUGCAUAGCAACCUUCUGCUCAUCGGGGCCGUGGCCCUGGGCCUCACACUCCCCCAGCUGAUUGGCAUCUUGCUAUCCCAAGUCCUGGUCAGUCAGAUCAAAGACCAGAUCAAGUUCCUGAGCUAUAACCAGCGACAUCAGACCGAUUACUGGUAGCCAAGGACAGGCAUCAAAGGAGCCCCUUGGUUGAGGAGCAGAAGAUGUCCAGGAACUUCCUGCUUGGGUGUCUUCAGGAACUGGAAAGAUCUCCAUCCAGCUGAACUUCGGAGGUGGACACAACCUUCUCCCUUUCUCCUGAAUUUCGGAAGAAGAUCCCCCAAAAGGUGGACUUUGAAGGAGCAGGAUAGGAAGAGCGUUGACCAGGUUUUGAACUUGGGUGUUGGAGAAGACCUCUUAGAACGGGGGGUCUCCAACCAUGGCAACUUUAAGACUUGUGGACUUCAACUCCCAGAGUUCCUCAGCCAGCUUUUUUUUUUUUUUUAGAAUUUUUUUAUUGGCCAAGUGUGAUUGGACACACAAGGAAUUUGUCUUGGUGCAUAUGCUCUCAGUGUACAUAAAAGAAAAGAUACCUUCAUCAAGGUACAACAUUUACAACACAAUUGAUGGUCAAUAUAUCAAUAUAAAUCAUAAGGAUUGCCAGCAACAAAGUUACAGUAAUACAGUCAUAAGUGGAAAGAGAUUGGUGAUGGGAGCGAUGAGAAGAUUAAUAGUAGUGCAGAUUUAGUAAAUAGUUUGACAGUGUUGAAGGAAUUAUUUGUUUAGCAGAGUGAUGGCCUUCGGGGAAAAACUGUUCUUGUGUCUAGUUGUUCUGGUGUGCAGAGCCCUACAGCGUCGUUUUGAGGGUAGGAGUUGAAACAGUUUAUGUCCUGGAUGCGAGGAGUCUGUAAAUAUUUUCACAGCCCUCUUCUUGAUUCGUGCAGUAUACAGGCCCUCCAUGGAAGGCAGGUUGGUAGGAAUAAUCCCCAGGAACGACCAGCUCCUCCCUGCCGCGCCCCGCCCAGCAACCAGCCCUUCCCUGCUGCCCCUCCAGAAGCCAGCUUGCCGAGCCCCCAGCAAUCCGCCCCUUCCUGCUGACACUCCCCCAGCGGCCAGCCCCUCCUUCCUGCCCCCCCCCACAACCAGCCCCUCCCUUCUUGAACCCCCCCCUCCGGUGGCCAGCCCCUCCCUGCUGACGUGCCCAGGGAGGUGCUUCUGGAGUUGCCUGAGAGCAGUGGGCGGGCAGGGGGACCACCCAGGCGAGCCCAGCCUUUCCCAGCAAGGAGGUGGGGGGGGGCUCUGGAGAGAGUGGGGCAGCCUCUCCCUCCCCCCCAUCUGUUUUGAGUCCAGCUGUGUCACGACAGAGGCUGGCCAGGCAGAGGAAAAGGACACCCAGCCGGCCGACAGAGGGGUGGGCUCCUCCUGGCCAAGGCAAGGGGGGCCCUGGGUUGUGACCCCUGGAUAGAUCCGCUGGGUUGUUCCAGAGCAGCGUCCGGCCAAGGGGGGUCCCCUCCAAUGCCCCCUCCAACCCCUGAAUUGGGGUCUCUCCCCCAUUUCCAUGGGCUGCAUCCAAAGAUGCAGAGGGGUCUUUUCCCCCAAUUUCUAGCAUCCGUUGAAGUCGGGGAUUCCCCAAAGUCAGGAACCUGGGGGAAUAACCUGAACUUUUACAACUGUCUCUUGGCCAAGGGGUGUGUGUCAAAAAAGUCAAGAUGGCGGCCGGCACUGCAACAUCUGUCAACAUCUGUUUGGGUGUGUUGUUUUUUUUUUGACCCAGAUUUGGCAAAUUUCGGGCCAAGAUGGAUCAUUUGCAGGGUCCUUUGCAAAGGAAGCGAGGGAGAAGAGGAGGGGUCAGGGGACGAGGCCCUCCCGUGUCUUGGGUUCGAGUUCCGCUCUCCGAAAAGUUGAUCACGCCGUUUGUGAUUGUUUUCAAUUUGUUUCUGGCUGGGGAGCUCAAAAGUUAGAUUGGUCCUCUUAUUUUAUUUAUUUUCUACGACCAGAACGUUUUGUAUUAAAAAAUAUA